ACCGAAACCUCGGCAGGGUUCCCGCUGUUGCGCCGUGCGUUCUCGAAAGCAGAACUCUUCGGGCGGGAAAGAGCGCGCGCUUGAGGAAAGACGGCCAAGUGCCAGGGACAAAGAUGGCGGGCGGAGCGCGCCUCCCGUGAUGCUCCGGGUGUCACAGCGUAAAGCGUCCGGGCGGAAACGCGGAAGUGCAAGCGGUCAGAGAAAGAGAGGUCGGGGCGCUGCUUUGACGGGAGUGUCUCCCUUUGGAUCCAGCUCUCGGGAAGCCCACCAUGAAGGCUGGCCCUGCUCCCUGCUGUUCCUGCUUCCGGCCUGGAGUCUCCGCCAGCGACGUUGCAUUGCCAAAAGGAACCUGCAGCCACCACACCUUAUAGGCUCUGCCGAGUCGCGGGCGGCCACUCCACCCCACCCGCCUUGGGUUGGGUGUCCCUCGGCUUGGAGAUGUGGAAGCUGCCGCUAGUCCCGCUGCUCAUCAACUUCCUGGGCUCGCUCCUGGGCUUCGUGGCCACCGUGACCCUCAUCCCGGCCUUCAAGGACCACUUCAUCGCCGCCAAGCUCUUCGGCCUCGACUUGAACAAGACCUCGAAGCAGCCCGUCCCAGAGUCCCAAGGUGUCAUUAGCGGCGCCGUGUUCCUCAUCAUCCUCUUCUGCUUCAUCCCGGUGCCCUUCCUGAGCUGCUUUGUGGAGGAACAGUGCAAGGCCUUCCCGCACCAUGAGUUUGUGGCUCUCAUCGGGGCCCUCCUGGCCAUCUGCUGCAUGAUCUUCUUGGGCUUCGCGGAUGACGUGCUCAACCUGCGCUGGCGCCACAAGCUGCUCCUGCCCACCAUGGCCUCCCUGCCCCUCCUCAUGGUCUACUUCACCAACUUCGGGAACACCACCAUCGUGGUGCCCAAGCCCUUCCGGAUGUUUCUGGGCAUGCACCUGGACCUGGGCAUCCUCUACUACGUCUACAUGGGCAUGCUGGCCGUGUUCUGCACCAACGCCAUCAACAUCCUGGCUGGGAUCAACGGGCUGGAGGCCGGGCAGUCGCUGGUCAUCGCGGCCUCGAUUGUCACGUUCAACAUGGUGGAGCUCAGCGGGGAUUACAGAGAGGACCACAUCUUCUCCCUCUACUUCAUGAUGCCCUUCUUCUUCACCACGUUGGGGCUGCUCUACCACAACUGGUACCCCUCCCGGGCGUUUGUGGGCGACACCUUCUGCUACUUUGCGGGCAUGACCUUUGCCGUGGUGGGCAUCCUGGGCCACUUCAGCAAGACCAUGCUGCUCUUCUUCAUCCCGCAAGUGCUCAACUUCCUCUACUCGCUGCCACAGCUCCUCCACAUCAUCCCUUGCCCACGCCACCGGUUGCCCAGGUUCAACCCCGGCACAGGAAAACUAGAGAUGAGCUACUCCAGAUUCAAGCCAAAAAGCCUCUCUGCUUUGGGAAAGCACAUCCUCAAGGUGUCUGAGAAACUCCGCCUGGUGGACGUACGCCAGGGAGUGGACAAAGACGGGGAAUACCUGGAAUGCAACAACAUGACGCUCAUUAACUUCGUGAUAAAGCUAAUAGGGCCGACGGCAGAGAGAAACCUGACAGUGCUGCUGUUGCUGAUGCAGGUGAUGGGGAGCGUCGUCGCCUUCUCCGUCCGGUACCAACUGGUGCGGUUGUUCUACGACGUCUGAGCUUGGCUUCGGGAGCCAGCCAGUCUCUUCUCCUUCCCUUUCUUCCCCAAACGGUUCUUGCCUUUCAAGGCCUUGCAAGAGGCGAAGCUACCCUCGGUUUUCGCAGCCGGGACUUCUACUCGUAUUGCAGGAGCUGCGCUGUUUGUGGCCACAGCCUCCCAUCUCUGUCCACAGAAAGCCUGAUCUCAUGGGGAUUGGAGGGGAAGGUGCUGACGUUGCACAGAAGCGCAUGGAAGCGGGACGGCCUUUCUCUCCUGCUCCCGGCACUUUGCCAACCACUGCCUUGAAUGCACAAGGAACAGUAAUAAAUUAAAAAUGACUUUGUCCCAAAUGAGUGGACGCAAAGCUUCAAAGGGCAAUGGGAAGUGUGGAGAAGGGGGGCCAUGUUGUUCCCAUGCUGCUCUUUUCUUCUGAAGGCCUUCCUCGGAGACCCUCUGAGGAAGGACCCUUUGGAGCGGUGCUUCUCUUUACCGCCGUUUGGUGCGUGGCUGAAGCCUUUCUUGGGAGGGAAAGAGGAGGCCAAGCAGUCAAUGCACUUUGAGGGUGGAAUCCGGCCUCUGAGGGACGCAUUGGGCGGGAAUGGGGAGGAAUACGGAGAGCAAAGGGCCCUGCCUGUCCACUAAGAGGGAGAGCAGGGUGAGAGGCUGUGUAAUAAAGCCAUGGAGUAAUGAACGGAAAGAGAA
Anolis sagrei ordinatus is the source of this 2342-nucleotide messenger RNA. RefSeq names its product dolichyl-phosphate N-acetylglucosaminephosphotransferase 1 (gene DPAGT1). The record is from RefSeq and is a predicted model, not a curated record. Gene Ontology annotation, biological process: dolichol-linked oligosaccharide biosynthetic process; protein N-linked glycosylation. Gene Ontology annotation, cellular component: membrane. Gene Ontology annotation, molecular function: UDP-N-acetylglucosamine-dolichyl-phosphate N-acetylglucosaminephosphotransferase activity. NCBI's taxonomy places the organism in Eukaryota, Metazoa, Chordata, Lepidosauria, Squamata, Anolidae.